Exophiala viscosa is the source of this 2317-nucleotide messenger RNA. RefSeq lists its product as uncharacterized. The transcript has 2 exons. The record is from RefSeq and is a predicted model, not a curated record. Bases 178 to 2283 code for a protein of 701 amino acids. Lineage: Eukaryota; Fungi; Ascomycota; Eurotiomycetes; Chaetothyriales; Herpotrichiellaceae. Gene Ontology annotation, biological process: regulation of DNA-templated transcription. Gene Ontology annotation, molecular function: DNA-binding transcription factor activity, RNA polymerase II-specific; zinc ion binding.
AUAGGCAAGUCAGCUCGAAUCAGUUGAUACGGAUUCGUCUGACGAGUGAACCGGUCAAUGAGUCUUGCUUCUGGAAAUCGCUCUUAUCGCAGCUUUCAUGGUCGGUGAAACUUCAGAUUGUGAGGGACAUUGAUAGUGGCCAGCAAAAGUCCAGCAUGGUGAUGCUGGUCACCUAGAAUGUCCGCUGCGCCCCGGAGGAGACUCGCUUGUCGCCUAUGUACCCGUCGCAAGGUCAAGUGCGACAAGCAGAUUCCAUGUAAUAAUUGCAUGAAGAGAGGAACUCCAGCGGUUUGUGAACGUGACGAGCCUGACGAUCUGAAUGCUCAGAGCACCCUACCCACUGCUCAACACCAGAUUGAGGACACAUCAGCUGUCAAUGUCCUUCGUAAUCGUGUCGCCGAACUGGAAGCCGCCCUACAACAACAAAACGAAGAGGGUGUCGCAUCAAAGUCCCAAACGCCAACAACAGGACAGGCUGCGAGGAACGCGGUCGUGCAGGUUCAAUCUUCAUCGCCGAGUCAAGGCUCGGAAAUUGAAGAUGCAGUCACGGUUCUGGAGUUUCUGGCCUGGGGCCGCAUGAAGGAUCCAGAGCGAGCAAUGUUAUCGCCAGAAGCUCUUAGAGUCUCCGAGCAUGAAGAGGGUGUCGGCAUCAGGCCGUCGGAGGAGCUUGACCACGCUCUGGACCUCGACAUCAGUCUACACGCGUGGCUGCAAAUCCUGCUCCCUUCCAAACGACAGAUACACAAUCUUGUUGAGUAUCACAACAACUGUAUGCUGUGGUUUCAUGGCUCAUACUUCGCGCCAACGCUUUCACAAGAACUAGACUCAUUCUACGCUGAUCACCGGGGUAAAUUCGACUCGAAUGGGGUUACCCUACAAUGGAUAGCACUAUUGUUCUCAGUCAUGGCGGGAACAAUUACCUCCGCGCCGGCGCACGAGGCCAGAAAAUGGGGGUUCGACGAGAGCGAGGCAAGGCUUUUAUCUCAGAAGUGGUAUAAAGCCGUCAUUGUCUCCUUGAAUUCUGCCAUUUUCAUGGCCGACCACAGCCUACAUGCCGUACAAGCAAUCACGACCCUGACGAAUACUGCCCACAUGUUAGGACACUCGAAUGCUCAGUCCGUCAUGCUAGCGUCCGCCGUUCGCAUCGCACAGAGCCUCGGCUUGCAUAGGCUGGACGAGGAUGCCCGUGGUACGGACAUUGAGCUGGAGUCGGGUCGUCGUGCAUGGCAGGAACUAUGCACUCAAGACUGGUUCAGCACCUCCUUCUCUGAGUCGUACUCGAUCAAUCCUCUACACUCGACGUCUGUCGCGCCAAAGAACUGUGACGACGACAUGAACGUGUUGACCGAGUCGGAACCGACCAUCACCAGCUUCUGCAGGUUCUUAGCCAAGAUUGCUGCAAUCAUGCCUGCGCUGCAGGAUGCAAUGGCGUUGUCCAACACACUCUACACUAAGCAUGAAGCUGUCUUAGUCCACGACAAGAAGAUGCGAUCCUUGGCCACCGGGAGGCCCUCCUUCCUUGCGAACACGGCCUUUGAUGAGAGUUGGCCGUGCUACAUUCCAUGGGCACGACGAGCUAUUGCAAUGAGUUCCGCCCAUAAGAUCAUCAUGAUCCACAGGAAAUUUCUCGGACUCGGUUUUACGAAUCCUGUGUUCGCCUUCACACGUCGAACCUGCCUGGCGGCAUCGAAAACAAUACUGAAAGAGUACCUGGCGAGCAGCAGGGAUGAAUCUAGUCCGAUGCUUUGGACUCACCAGGCAUUCUCGGUAGCAGCUUGCAUUAUCAUAUGCUUUGACAUGCUUCAUUCGUCGUCUACUAGUCAGGAUGAGUCACAGCUGGUAGAUGAAACAAUAGGACAUUUACAAUCCUGCCGACAAAAGAGCAUGAUAGCAGCUCGUGGCGUCAAAGUCUUACAUGCGCUGCAGAAGCAGAUAAAUAACAGGUUAGAAAGUCGAAAGAGGUCGAGUAAUGCUGCCAGAGGCGACAACCCAAGAAAACGACGUCGGGGUUUUGACGCUGUUGAAUUUGCUCGAUCUUUCUCCGAUGCUCAGAAUCGCCCUACAUUGCUUCCUGAAAGCAUCACGGACCACCAGACUCCACCCGAAGAUCUGGAGCCUGUGUCGCAACGGAUUGACGGUAAUCCGCAAGCAUUCGAUGUCGAAGAGCCGCUCAAUAUUCCGGCAGAUCUGAAUUGGUUGUGGAGCAUGCCACUUGACGAUGAAGAUGGUACUCAAACAUUUGACAGCCUGCUUUCUUUCGCGAAUCAAGGUCUGGGACUAUAGAUCUAGGGCGUUUUGACUAAGGCAUACAUUCGAC